Molecule: messenger RNA, 2868 nt
Organism: Pocillopora meandrina
Lineage: Eukaryota; Metazoa; Cnidaria; Anthozoa; Scleractinia; Pocilloporidae
Source: the annotation of a GenBank genome assembly
AUGAUAAAGAAAAUUAUACAAUUGAUAUUGGUUGCAACCACAUGUGUGAUGUUUGAGGCGUUUAUUGCACACACAGUCGUCACAACCGGGUUUGAGAUCACUUUAACACAGGAGAAUAUCUACGAAAGACUGGAAGGUAACGCCACCAACUUCGAUUGUUCUAGGAUUUUUUUUUAUUUAUUUAUUUUACAUCCUUCAGUACAGUUUUGAAAAUUGACUAAAAGCUAUCCAAAAGAAAUUUUAAACCUAUGAACAGUUUCUACCUCUCACUCAAUUUAGGAUCCUUUUUAUUUCAAUAUAUUUCAUAUAUUUUAAGAGACGAGAUAUUUUUCUUGACUCAAAGUUUUAAAUUUCACGAUAAAGCAUUUUUAACCAGUUGAAUUAGUAAUCAAACUGCAGGUGAAGUUGUUGUUAUGGUUUUUUCCUCAACUUGUGAAACUUCGAGUUCGUCACAGAUGUUUUACGUAAACAAUUUAGAAACUUCUUUGUUUGUGAAUACCGAGAUGACAGCCUGUUCUCGUCUCAUAACAAAAGCUUGUUUUGAUAGAAUUUAAUAGAUACAAGCCUUUCACAGACACUCCAUUCCGUGCUCCCCCGUUGUUCAACUUCCAAAUAUUAAUGAUAUUUCGAACAAUACAGCGGUGUAUCCUUUAAUUUAUUUUCAAAUUUUCCUUGAGGCGAGAAGGAGGUGCGCUGCACUGGGAAUCGAGGGCUACGAGAAGAAGGUGCACUGCACUAGCGUUCGAGGAAUGGCUACUUCAUCGUGUAAAUAAGACGGAUCCCGUUCUCUAAUUGGCUAACUAAGUGAAUAAGACAAGACGAGUUCCUUGCUUUGAUUGGCUAAACGUGUGAGCAAGAUGGGUCUAUUUUGCCCAAUACAUGCUUUCAUACCGCUAAUAUAACAAACACAUAAACAAAUAAAAGUCAAGCAUAUUGCCUCCAAAAUAUCUGCUAGGCUGGACAUGCUUCGGAAAGUUCGCAAAGUCAUUCCUCAAGAGGCCUGUAUCACACUCAAUGACUCCAUGAUACCUACUACUGCUGUGUAGUCUGAGAAGGCUGCGGUAAAACAAAUCGGGACCACCUGGACAAAUUGCAACUGCGAGCAGCUCGUAUCAUCAAAGAGCGUUGAGUGGAAAGUACAGGCAGUACUUUUAGCUGGCCUUCCUUAGAAAAUCGUAGGAAAUAUCACACUUGCCUACAAGUCUUUAAACACCUACAUGGUCUCGCGCCUGCCUAUCUUUUGAACGAAGUUAGUUUUUCCCGCCCAUAUCAUACCCACAAUACCAGAUAUAGAGACCUGUUGCGAUUAUCUGGCUAAAACAUCUAAAUAUCAAGGUUCCUUUCGCUACAAAGGGGCAAAGGCGUGGAAUACUCUGACUAAUAAACUACGAAACAUAACCUCACCGCCUAAUUUUAAGAAACUUCUCAAUUUCACCUAUGUAAUUAAUGUAAUAUUCUUUGUUAUGUAACGUAUAUUGUAUAUCUUAUGAGUAAAUUUUAAUUUGUGUCAUGAACUCCCUUUGUAUUUUAUAUUUCUAAACAGAUUUUGCUUUACUUAAUAUGUCCUAAGCAGGCCCCUAUUCAAACCAGCUUUAAGCUGAAGUGGGCCAGCUUGAAUUAAUAUCGCUUAUAAAUAAAUAAAUAAAUAAAUAAAUAAAUAAAAUAGAAGCAAGCAGACAAACAAGAGAAACAAAACAAAUGAAAUAGGAAAAGGGCUAGUUGUUUGUUAUUCUUCUUAUAAGCCGUUCAUGUGGAGGGGACGGGGGGAGAAGGGUUGCUUGCGUUCCCAAAGUACGGUUAAGGAUGAGACUAUCAAGCUGCUGAGUAACAUGAGAUUUUUUUUUCCAUUGGAAUAAAGUUCGUUUUUAGCAGUAUUCUUGUUUAUGGAAUGCAAUGCCAAAACAGAACAACCUUUUCAUCAUCAUCAUCAUCAACAUCAUUUAUUUGCCUUUUUAACUAUACAAAAAAUUUUUUUUACAGAAUUAUAAUUUAUAGCAGGCGAAGAGACCCAGGAAGCCACCGGGCUUGUGGGGAAGGCUUCCUGAACUAACUUUUCGCAUGAACUAACAAAAAAGAAAUCUUAUUUCUCAGGAUUUAAACUGGUUGGACACGUCAUUGAGACCUUUUUUGCUGAUGAAUUUGAAUGUGGACUUCGUUGUCUGACAACCGAAGGGUGUUUAUCAUGUAACAUUUUCUCUGACGGAAAAUGUCAGCUGAGCAACCUUACGUGGCAGUCGAGUCCAAAUAACCUAAAGGGUACUGUGAGCUCAACGUAUUACGGCAAAGGUACCUGACAAAUUCCAUUAUGGUCAUUAGGCAGUUCAAGGAGUUACUAUAUUGUGCUUGAAAACGAAGGUAGCUUUGUUUAUGUAUGCAUACAUAUAUUUUCCCUUACCCUAGGAGGCAUUAAAAAGACUGAUUGAUGCAUAUUAUAAAAGAAAGAAAAAAAAUACAAUAGAAAUGUGUGUUAGUCAACCAGUUUUCUGCUCUUUGCAAAUUUGGAGGUUAAGGGAUUGAAGUUCAUCAUAUAAUCAAAUUCAAGAGAAACACUCAUGGCAAUAAUUCUGGUUUUUGAUUGGUAGUCAUAGUUGGGGUAAUACUCAACAUCAUCAUAGCAAUUGGUCAAGUGUUCCGCUAGGAAGGUUUUCUCUUGAAUAAAAGUGUUUUAUCUUAAACUUAGAUAUACGAGGUUGGUUUUCGUCAAGACCUGCUAUUUCAUGCAAACACAUUGUGGACGCUGAAGACUCAAAAGGAAAAGGAGAAUAUUGGAUCGAUCCCGAAAAUGAUGGAAAUCCACUAAAAGUCCUUUGUGACAUAUCAGAUGACGGCUGUAAGUGUUUGAUGAUUAUGACGAUGAAUUUAAGAUGA